Messenger RNA from Durio zibethinus, 2244 nucleotides. RefSeq names its product acyl-CoA-binding domain-containing protein 3-like. NCBI's taxonomy places the organism in Eukaryota, Viridiplantae, Streptophyta, Magnoliopsida, Malvales, Malvaceae. The record is from RefSeq and is a predicted model, not a curated record. Gene Ontology annotation, biological process: fatty acid metabolic process. Gene Ontology annotation, molecular function: fatty-acyl-CoA binding.
AUUUCCCCUUUCAAAGCUUUAAAAUGCCGAAUAUGCUUUGCUGUUCUUUACAUAUAUCCUUUCCCUCUCACCCUUCUCUCGCUCUUUUAUUUAUUUUACUUUUUUUUUUUAACCAUUUUUUGCAAAAAAGGGUCUCUAUAUAGUUGAUCGUUAAACAACUUUACUUUCAUUAAUUCCAUAUUUUCAUCCUGUUUCAAUCUUUGGGUUUUGAGUUUUAAGCAUGGAGAUUAUCCUGGAGCUCUUUUUGACUGCUUUUAUUGCUCUUCUUUUUUCUUUCUUGAUAGCCAAGAUUGUUUCUUUGGCUAUGGGUGGUGAUUCUGUUUCUGGGGUGGAUGAAAAAUCUUUGAUUGAUGUUGAUGAUGAGACUAUCAUGGAAGAGUUGGAGUUUUCUGAGAAAUUGAAAGUUCAAGGAAUCGAAAGUGAAAAGAAAGUUCAAUUUGUUAAGGAACUUGUUGAUAAGGUUGAUGUUUUUGAAGUAGAACAAGCUGGGGUUGAUCAGGGUUUUGAAAGUGAAAAGAAAGUUGAAUGGGUUGAAGAAACUGCUGAUAAGGUUGGUGAAUUUGGAGCUGGAGAAAGUGAGGUUGUUGAAAUAUUGAAAGUUCAAGGCUUUGAAAGUGAAAAGGAAGUUGAAUUUUUGCAAGAAACUGCCAAGAAGGUCGAUGAUUUUGAAGCAGAACAAGCUAAGGUCGGUGAAGCUGAAGCUGAUGUGAAGCUUGAUGAUUUUGUUACCGAAAAUAAGACUGAGAAAAAAGAAGUUGGGGAAAUUGCUGAAGAAUUAGAGGCUCAAAAUGAAACCAAAGUGCAAUCUGAAGAGAUCAGCGUUGAGAAGAGUCAAAUGAAAGGAGUUGGGGAAGAAGAAAAGAAUGUGAAACUAGAGAGUGAUGAUGAUGAUUGGGAGGGGAUAGAGAGGAGUGAAUUGGAGAAGGUUUUUGGAGCAGCUGUGAAGUUUGUCGAGCAUAAAGGAGAUUUAGAAGGGGUGGGGAAUGACGUUCAGAUGGAACUUUAUGGACUCCACAAGAUUGCUACGGAAGGGCCUUGUCGCGAGCCCCAACCUCUAGCUUUCAUGGUCUCUUCUCGCUCCAAAUGGAAUGCUUGGCAAAGGUUGGGAAACAUGAAUCCAGAGGUGGCUAUGGAGCAGUAUGUCGCCCUUCUUUCAGACAGAGUUCCAGGGUUUAUAGAAGACAAUUCUGAUGGAGAACAUAAAUUUGGGUCUACAGACCGAGGAGUUCCUGGUGCCAUGGCUCCUGAUAUAAAUUCAUUUCCAGAUCGACAGACCAGUUUUACACAAGAAAGGAAUGAGGAAUUGAAGUCUGUUCCAGGAGGAGUUGACAUAAAUGAGAACAGAAUCUUUGAGAAGCAGGCAGUGCUUAGUCUGCUUCAAAUUCUGGCGGUGGAAUGUCAACUGCGUAGGCCAUAAGGCUGCUGAAGGUAGAAGCUGUUGGUAUGUGCCUUAAAAACCAAAUCGAUUUUGGUGAAAUGUUCUCGUGGUGAUAUUUGAUAUCUUUCCAUGACUCCAUUACAAAUUACUCAUAAAAAAAAUGCUCAAACAAAACAGAGUUAAUUAAAAACAAAUAAAAAAAGUCGAAAAAAGAAUUAAAUCAGAAGAUCAUGCAUGUUAGUACGAGCUUAAUGAUAGCAUUGGCACUGUUUCGGAAGAACAUAUAUAUAUAUAUAUAUAUAUAUAUAUGUGUGUGUGUGUGAAAGCUAUGUAAUGUAGCCUUACCAGUAGAGAGGUAUGAGAUGAACCGAAACGUGCUGGCUGGAUCUGGUGAUGUGGCCAAUUCGCAUGAACACAGCUCCUUCCUUUUCUCACUAUGUCUUUCUGUAGCUUUCUCUCUCUAGCAUGGGUUUUUCUUCAAACUUUUUUUUUUUAAUUUUAUUUUCAUGAUCUUUAUUUCGAUAAUAAACUUUUCAUCAUUUAUACAUAAAUUUCAAUAAGUUAUAAUUCAUGUAAAAAUAAAAAAUCACUAGUCUUUAUCUCUCUGGGUACAUGGAUUUGCGCUUUUAGUUAUAACUUCUUGAUGGCUGACGAUUCUGAUGGGUUUGCAUCUACAUCAAACUCCCAUAAGACGAAUAUUUUGAUCAAGAAAAUGAAUUUUGGCAGUUGUGAUGGCCUAAAUUAUGUUUACGUGAUUUGAUAUUGAAAAGAAUAUUUAAAAUUGACAUGUAUGUUUCCUCUAUAAUUUUUAAUUUUAUGGCAGAUUUAUUGAUGCUUAAUUUUGGUUGAAGUAUUUGAAUCUAAUU